AUGCAAAAAAAAAAUUCACAAUUUACAGCUUCAAGUCAUUAUGGGAAAGAAGAGAAAGAAGGGAAAACUCCACCAAGAACAGCACUUGCAGGGAAAGAUAAAAAUGCACAUCAUAAAAUUCUAGAAAAUCAAAAUAACUUGAGAACAAUAACAACAACAACAAAAAAAACAACAACAACAGCAGCAGGAACUCUCCAAGGUCAAAUCAGUGGUCCUCUGAGAAGACAAGACGUUCACUUGUCACAACAAAAGCUACAAGCGAGUUUACGAGGAAGUGCGAAACGUGGGGGGCUUGUAUUUAUUGAUACUGAAGAGAAGGAAGAGGAAGAGGAGGAAGAUACUGUUACAAUUGGUGCAAUUCAACCGACAAUUAUUUCUGGACAAAUUGGUAUGAUUCCAAGACUACAACAAAUAGAAGAUAAAGAAAUUGAAAGCAUUCCACAAAAGAUUCCAGAACUACCAUUCACACCAUGGAUUGAAGAAGAAAUGAUGGUAGAAUUUGCUGAUAGCGAAGAUGAAUAUGAAGAUGAAGAUGACGAUGAAGGAAAAAAAGAAAAUAAAACGUUUAAAACUCUUCAAAGUACAAGCGUCUUUUUAUCAAAACAUAAACUUAAUGAAAUGAUGAAAGCCGUAGAAGCUGAAGACCUUUUAUCUCUUACAAUUCCUUCCCCACCACCACCACCUCCACCACCACCAAUUGAUCUUCCACACAACCAACUGCCUUCUUCACAACAACAACAACAACAACAACCACAACCACAACCACAAAAAUCUUCUCUAUCCAUUCACUCCCAGCGACUUACCCGCAAAACCUUUACCACUGCACUCCACCGUGAGUCUCGUACAACUACAACAGCUGUCCGUCAUGCUCACCCAGCAGCUGCCCGUCUCACAGCAACUCUUCCACGCCGUGUGCCUGGGUACCUGGCUCCCACAGCCUCUGCAACAGCUAAGCAACGAGGGGUCAUGACGGGUACAAGACUGGACAACAACAACAACAACAACAACAAUAACAACAACAGCAACAAUCAUAAUAAACCCGGGCAAGCUAGAAGGCUGCAACGUGGGGUGUUGUCGAUUCAUUCAAUGGGCCGUUACGCAGCAGCGUCUUCUUGGCGGGACCAGGGUAACAGUUUGCGAGCAAAUAAUGAGGAACGUAAAGCUUUACAAUCUAUGGAAAAGCCAGAGGUAGUAAUCAAUGGCGUGGAAACUAUGCCGAUUAGCAAUAGUAGCAAUAAUACUAAUAGUAACAAUGGGAACAAUAGGAACAAUGAGGAUAGUAAUAAUGGUAGCUCAGAACCUGAUUUCAUGCUGGAUCUAAAUCUGGAUCUGGAUUUGGAUUUGGAUCUAAGUGCGGCUCUGGAUAAAGAUAUGCUUAACCUUUUAGAAAACUCUCCUCUUGAAAAUUGUCUUUCAGAUGAAUAG
Messenger RNA from Magnusiomyces paraingens, 1425 nucleotides. RefSeq lists its product as uncharacterized. Lineage: Eukaryota; Fungi; Ascomycota; Dipodascomycetes; Dipodascales; Dipodascaceae. The coding region runs from base 1 to 1425 and encodes 474 amino acids. The transcript has a single exon. The record is from RefSeq and is a predicted model, not a curated record.